AAGUGGGGGCCGCCAAUGAGCGGCGCGCAGAGUCGGGGCGUGUCCUCCGCCUCCCCAGGGCCCGACUCCGGCGACUGGCGCUGCCCAACGGGGUUCCCGGGAAGGCGGGCCCGGGGAGCGUUCUCCAAUCGGCAUGGCCGACCGGCCUCCGCCGCCAUAGGUGGAGCCGCCGGGCGCGGGGCGGGCCGGAGCUGGGCUCCCCCAAUGGGCGGCGGCCAGGGGGCGUGGCGGCGCGGAGGCCCGCGGCGGGCGGCGGCCGCAGUCCCCAGCGCGCGCUGGCUGCGGCGGCCGCUCGGCAGCAUGGCCGGCCUGGGGCGGCCGGGCCCCGGACCCCGCACGGCGCUCCCCGCCUGGAAACGGGAGAUCCUGGAGCGGAAGCGGGCCAAGCUGGCUGCCCUGGGCGGGGGAGCAGCGCCGGGCGCCGACGCCGGUACUGGGACUGGCGCGGCGGAGCCCGCGGGGCCGGCAGACGAGCGGCUCGUGCUGGCCGAGAGCCUGGGCCCGCUGCGCGACAACCCGUUCAUGCGGCUCGAGUCGGAGCGGCGACGCGGGGCGCGGCGCGGCGGGGGUGCGGGGCCGGCCGGGGCGCGGCCAGUGCAGCAGCUGCUGGAGCUGUACCGCCGCGUGCCGGGCGUGCGCACCAUCCGCGCUGACAACAUUCUCAUCAUCGAGUCGGCGCCCGGCUUUCCUCCCGCCGGUCCCGGCCCUGGACCGGCCGCCCGUAUCCGCGCCGCCGAGGUGCUGGUGUACGAGGCGCCGCCGCCGCCCGGCCGCGUCAGCCGCCUGCUCCAGAAGUUCGACGCGCCGACUGCGCCGCGCCGCCGCGGGAGUCCGGAGCGCGGCCGCCCCCCGCCGCCGCCGCCGCCGCCGCCGCCGCCGGCCGCCCCGCGCGUGAGCGACCGUGUCGGCCGCCUGGAGCCCGAGCGCCCCGGCGCGGUCUCCGGGGCCCGGCGCAGCGACUUCCUGCAGAAGACCGGCAGCAACUCCUUCACCGUCCACCCCCGGGGCCUGCGCCGUGAGGUGGGCACCUCUCCGCUCCCCAACGGGCCCUCGGUUCCCGAGCCCCAGGCUGACGCUGCCAACGACCUCGCGGGCUCUGCGCCUGGGCUGGGGGAGCGGAAGCCAAAGGUGGAGUUGGGGGAACCCCCCGCCCACCCUCCCUCCAGCCCUGGGACCCCUAGUGCCACUCCAGCCGCGCCCCUGGCUUUGUCUACGUCUUGCCCUGUCAGUGCCACUGCCAGCCAGCGCCAGUGGGUCUCCGCGGCCACUAGCGCCAACGACUCCUUCGAGAUACGGCCGGCCUCCAGGCCAGACAUGGACACGAUCCCUGCUGGGGACCUCCAGGCCCGGGCCCUGGCCAGCCUCCGUGUGAACUCCCGAAACUCUUUCGUGGUCAUCCCCAAGCGCAAGGACUCUGGGACCUCUGCUCCCAAAGGGAGGCAGUUUGUGGGGCCGCCAGAGGGAGAGGUUGGCUGGGUGUCCCAACCCCCAGAGUACAAAGCCCAGCAGGUUCCUGGAGGAGGUGGCUCCACUGCUGGUGGGAGGGGCCCCUCGGGCAUUGAGGAGGGGGUCAGGCCAGCCACCGCCCUUGUGGACCGGGCUGUUAGGUGGCAGAGGCCGUCCUCGCCACCCCCAUCCCUGAGAGCUGCUGUUGAAGCUGAGCAAGCCCAGAGCUUCAUUUUUCCUGGCUUGGCCAAGAAUGGUGGAGAGCUUGGGGGGCAGGGGCUGCCUGUCACCUUCAUUGACGAGUUGGAUUCAGAGGAUGAGGUUCCCCAAGAAGCCAAACUGCCCUGCUCGGGGGCCAAUGUGCCUCCCAGAUACCACCCACACCCUGCCGGGCCUGGGCACCCAUCAGAGCUCCAGCACCGAGGUGGUAACACCUUCACGGUGGUGCCCAAGAGGAAGCCAGGGGCCCUGCAGGCCAGUGGGAAGCCUGGGCCACAGGAGGCUGAGGAAGAGGAGGUGGGCAGCCUGUUGGAGCCAACUGCCCCCCUGGGGACUGCACUGAAGAAGCGUUACCCCACCGUGCAUGAGAUUGAGGUGAUUGGUGGCUACCUGGCACUGCAGAAGUCCUGCCUCACCAAGGCUGGCUCCUCAAGAAAGAAGAUGAAGAUCUCUUUUAAUGAUAAGCGCCUGCAGACCACAUUUGAGUACCCUCCCGAGAGCUCCCUGGUGCAGGAGGAGGAGGAGGAGGAGGCGGAGGAGGCGGAGGAGGCGGAGGCAGCCGAGGAGGCCACUGCGUCUGGCCCGGGUGGGGCGGUGGAGAAGCCCUUUGCAUUCUUCCUGCCUCGAGCCACACUUGUGAACAGUGUGGGGCCCGAGAGCCCUCGGCUGCUAGAUGGCAGCUCAGGCCUGUCCAGCUACACUCCGAAGCACUCCGUGGCCUUCAGCAAGUGGCAGGAGCAGACGCUGGAGCAGGCUUCAGGAGAGGUGGAGCCUGCCCCGCGGGGGGCCAUGCUCACCCCUGCCAGUCAGAACGACCUCUCGGAUUUCCGCAGCGAGCCAGCUCUCUAUUUCUGACCCAGCCUGCUGGGACGGCCAAAGCUGGACUGGGCAGUCCCUGGGAGCCCUGUCCCCAUUCUGCACCCCACUUCCGCCCUGCCAGGCACUCCCCCUACCCUGGUACCCCACCCUUCCCUCCUGGGGCCUCACAGCUCUGCAGAUGCUCAGCCUGAGCCAGGCACCUGGGCCUCUCCUUCCCUAGGGGCUCUGCUUGAGCAGGAGGGCCAGGGUCCUUGCGGCUGGAAUCCCACCUAGCGGCUCUUGGGUGUGCCCAGAAUGAAGGUCAGGCCGGGCUCCCUGUCCUCUGCCCUCCCAAGCUCACUCCCCCAGUGGUGGAGCUCAGCUCACCCCCCUCUGUGAAUGGCAAGUCUUUCCUUGCCUCUGAGAGACUCAAUAAACAGCACUGGACGAG
Manis pentadactyla (Chinese pangolin) is the source of this 2914-nucleotide messenger RNA. It is a transcript of the gene TPRN, whose product is annotated as taperin. Bases 16 to 2520 code for a protein of 834 amino acids. The transcript has 4 exons. The record is from RefSeq and is a predicted model, not a curated record. Gene Ontology annotation, biological process: auditory receptor cell stereocilium organization; stereocilium maintenance; sensory perception of sound. Gene Ontology annotation, cellular component: stereocilium base. Lineage: Eukaryota; Metazoa; Chordata; Mammalia; Pholidota; Manidae. Gene Ontology annotation, molecular function: phosphatase binding.